Misgurnus anguillicaudatus (oriental weatherfish) is the source of this 2655-nucleotide messenger RNA. RefSeq lists its product as uncharacterized. Lineage: Eukaryota; Metazoa; Chordata; Actinopteri; Cypriniformes; Cobitidae. The record is from RefSeq and is a predicted model, not a curated record.
AAAACGAAAGUGUUUCAAAAACUGAAUCAUAAGUGGGAGGGGCUUAUUUAAAUUCUGGGCAAACCUGUUAGUAUCCUGAACCACCCAUGACAACACAACACAGACAGCCAGAUGCCUAGAUCAAGCUUCAACAUAAACAGUGGAUGAAACUUUGAAAAAUUUAAAACAUGGACCAUAAAAAACACGGAGUGCAGCAUGGUGCAGAGAAGGCUGCUGAAUGGAAAGAUGAGAGUUUGAUAAAAGGAAAAGGGUUGGAUGACAAGAAGAGAUGGAAUGAUGCCGGGUUAUGUGACCUGGAUCUAAAAAUAAGGAUGGAGGUUGGAUUAAUUGGGAACAUGGAUGCAAAGAAGGAGAUACAAGAUGGAAAGAAACAACCUCAAUUUAAAACCGAUACAAAGGGACAAAGUAGAAUAAUAGAUGGUUCAAAGAUGCAGUCUUGUACCAAGAUACCUUGUGAAGAAACUACUAAGGAAGAGAGCGUAGGUCAGCUGAAUGUCAGUGACUACCUAGUACUUCUAAAAUCACUACGCAUCAGUUUACCCAAAGGUGUUCUGAACCCUAAAGUCAUCGAACUCUCACAUACUGCAGACAUGAUUCAGAAAGCCAAGGAUAUUGUGAAAGAUCUGGAAAACUUCGAACUCCAGUUUAACAGCGUUCCUCGUCUCGGCUGCCGGGAAGUUAAGAACUCACUGGCACUAAAAAACAAUGGGAAAGUUCUUGAAACGGCAAAAAUGAUUUUCUUUGAAAAAGUAAAAGAUUUAGAGAAAACCCUAGCAAAGUGGUGGGAGAACAAAUCAAACACGGCCUGCAGAUUUAGAUUCAGAGACAAAUACAAGACAGUUGCCAUCUCCACACCUGCUAUGUACGCCACAACAGAAACAAGGAGCUGGAAACAUUUGGAAGUUGGGGAAAAUCUUGCAAAUGUUUGUGAGGGUACUGCAGUAAGAGUGCGCGAUAUCGAGAACAGACAGUAUUGUGAUGAGUCAACUCUUGAGACAUACUCCCCUUGUCCUGAAAGAUUUGGCAAAUUCUUCCAGAACCCAGCAGAUGAACUUGAAUGCCUCAAAUUCUUACAUGAGUUGGGAGAAAUAGGCAACAACAAGAGAGUGAGCUAUACCAAAAAUAUUAAAGUGGAUUUUGGAUUUCUUAGUGGAAGACUGGACUUCUUAGCAGAGGUAACAGACUCAAGAGCUAAGGGCAAAGCAAAAGGCACAGAAAGUGAGAAAUUUGUGAUUGAAUGUAAAGGAACAACUGGGGAUAUGGUAGGAAAACUCUUCACCAAACCAGAAAAUGGUGGCCGUCGUGCGCUGCUGAUAAAAAAGCAUGAGUGCUACUAUCAGGUUCAGGCCUACAUGUACAUAUUAAAUAGGUCAGCAAAACAAACACAAACCUUCACCUCAGAUAGGGCUGUCAUGGUGAUCAGACACUAUCACAAGAAUGGAGAAAAACCCAGAGAUUUCUACUGGAAUUAUAUGGAGAAGAAUGCAGAAGUGCAGCAGCAGAUAGAUGAACUCUGUGCUUUCUGUCAAGAAGAUGUUCUGGCCUGUUUCCUGGCUGUUCUUAAUCUGAUAUUCCAGCUGGAAAAGUAACAUGAGAAUAAACCUAUAGGGUGGUUUCCCGGGAUUAGACUAGUCCCAGACUAAAAUAAAUGUAAGAGCUGUCUAAACCGAAAACAACUUGCAAUGACAUAUCUUAAAAUACAUCAGUGCCCUUUAUGUUGCCUCAAAAUGCACACAAGUGAAGGAUCCUACCUUAGAUCCUCACGUGCAGAAUGUUUUUAUUAUUGUGUUUUUUAGUUUAUUCCUAGUCAUUUAUUUACAUAAUCAUCACAAUCAUUUUAUAAUCAUUAGUUAUCCUUUGUUUAUUUCAUUAUUCAACAUUAUUUUUAUUAUUAUCAAUUUCCUUAUUAUCAUUUUUAUCAUUAUAUUUUCAUUUAUUCAUUCAUUCAUCAUUAUAUUUCUAUAUUUUAUUAUAUUAUUCAUUCAUUCAUUAUAUUUAUACUAUGUUUCAUGUCUUAUUGAUUUCAUUGUUGUUCAGUCUUAUAGUGGUCUCACAUUUGUGAAAUUUCAUGAGCUGUCCUGUCUCUCUGUAAACAGAGGUAGAUAAAGAGAAUGUUUAUGGAAGCUCAAGGUUUGUGGGAUGUUGCUAUUAAAGGUGCAGUGUGUAAAUUUUAGCAGCAUCUAGUCGUGAGGUUGCGAAUUGCAACCAACGGCUCAGUCCACUGCUCACCCCUUGGUUUUGAAACGAAUAGAGAAGCUAUGGUAGCCUCUACCGGAAAAACAUGUCAUCGUCGGAAACAACUUAGUAAAAAAUGUUUGUCCUUUAAGGGCUUCUGUAGAAACAUGGUGGCACAAAAUGGCGACUUCCACGUAAGGGGACCCUCAGUGUAUGUAGAUAAAAACAUCUCAUUCUCAGGUAAUAAAAACACAACAGUUCAUUAUAAAAAGUCUUUAUACACCCCUGAAAAUAUAGUUUUGUAUAUUAUUUUGCAUUUCUGUCAAGAGAUCCUUCUAAAUAUUACACACUGCACCUUUAAGCAUUUUGGUAUAACAGUGCGUGUUUAAUUCAUGCUUGGAGGACAUGGGUUAAACGAGGUUUGAACAUUGAGACAUAUGCAACUGAAGCUGUCCAUCAAUAAAACUUUGUUCUAUUUUA